UGAUCUGAAUGUAUUUGAAUUUUUGCUGACACUUCAAUUUUUUAAGUUUGAAAUUUUAGGGCUUCCAAGUCAUUUUCGGAUUCGUCUCUCGGUGGUGUUUCAGAUCAGUUGCCUUGUGGUUCUGCUCUUCACAUUUUUAUUAAUAAUAAUAAUAAUUACUCGUACUCUGAUUUGCUUUAGUUGUGAAACAAUACUACAUAAUUCCUGUGUUGCUUGAUUGCCUGGGAAACAGUUGGAAAGAAAGAAAAAUGAGGAAGAAAACUGCGCAUUUGUUUGGAUUUUAAGUUCUAUUUUAUUUCGUAUGUUUUCUCGGUGAUCAAGUAGAACGCUAUAAGGUUUAUAUAUAUCUAUUGAUUUUGAGUUUUCAAAUCGAUUUUUGCUCAUUUUGUAUUAAUAUGUUGUGUCGGGAAAUCAAUGCCAUUUUCCCCUGCCUGUUAUGAGAUCUGUUGGUGCUGACUAUUUUGGUAUUUGAGAUUUGCAGCAAAAAUUUAACAAGAGAUAUCAAGCACACACUUGUUUAUCUACAUGUAUGUGUAAAAUCAUAUAUAUAUUUGGUUUGCUACAAUCUUUGCCUUCUCCAUUCAUGGUUCUUCUUCUUUUCUUCCGCAUUUACUGCAACUCUUGUUUUUGGGUGUCGAGUUUUUAAGUUUUUUGUUUUUUUAUUAUUAGUUUCUGGUUGAGUGUAUUUUUGGUUGAGUUGUUGAAUGAAAUGUGAGAGGCUUGGUUUUCUAUUUUGGAAAGAGAAUGUUAAAUGGUUGUGGUCUGCAAUAAAGACUGGGUUUUAAUGUGUACCCUCUUUACUUUGCGUGUGAAACUUGGUGCAUUAUAUGAAUUAUUUUCCGUAUAUGUAAUCUUUUAUUGUUGGUCAUCUUGCUGACAUGUGUUCCUCUUCUCCGUUUCUAGGUAUUUUCAGUACACAACGCAGUCUUGAAUAAUCUGUGAGGGGUAAAUGAGUGAAGGACAAGAGGAGAAGACAGUGUUUGUGUCUGUCAUUUGGUGAGAGACGGAGACAUAUCCUUGGACAAGUCUUUGGGCUUUGUUUGAAUAGCAGUUCCAGAUAGCAAACCCUUGUCAUCAUGCCUAUGAGGCAGAUGAAAGAGAGCUCAGAACAACACCUUGUGAUUAAACCCCAAUUGCAGAACACCAUGAAUCAAGCUCAGAAACCCCCUAAAACUGCUCAAAAUGGGAAAGGACCACCAACCCAAGAGCCCCAAAACACCAAAAUCUAUAACCAGACCUCACCUCCAUCGAAGAACAGAGGGAGGAGGAGGGGGAGAGGUGGCCGGAAGUCCGAUCAAGGCGAGGUUUUUAUGCGGCCGAGCUCGAGGCCAUGCACCGGGGUCCACAAGCCGGCCAGAGCCGGUGAAACAGACAUACCAAACGGGUCUAUUGUGAAUGGGGCCAAUUUGUGUGAAGUGGAGAUGGGUUUUCCUUCUUCAAGCAAGUCUUUGAGUUUUGCCCCUAGGCCUGGUUAUGGGCAGCUUGGGACAAAAUGUGUUGUCAAGGCUAACCAUUUCUUUGCAGAGUUACCAGACAAGGACUUGAACCAGUAUGAUGUUACUAUCACUCCUGAAGUGGCAUCAAGAAAUGUGAACAGAGCUAUCAUGGCAAAGCUGGUGAAACUAUACAAAGAAUCUGACUUGGGGAAGAGAUUGCCAUCAAGAAAUCUCUCUCUUUCUCUCUCUCUCUCUCUCUAAUGAAAGUGAAUUUUGAGUCAAACUAUAAGGGUGAAAAGUGUAACUGACCCAUAUUUAUUUUUUUGUUCUAUAUUUUGGGUUAGAAAUUUUUCUGUUCUAUAUGUUGUUGACUAGUUUUUUUUAUAAUACUACUUAAGUACCCCAGUAAUAAAAUAAAGUCAGUAGUAUUGACAUUCUUUUCUUCAAAUCGCAAUUGACACAGUUCAAUUUUUAUUUAAUUAGUGAUGAACCCUAAAUUUGGUCAAUGCUUAUAAAUUGUUUUAUUGUUUCGUGCAUGAUUGCUAACUGAUAUUUUGUAAGAGGAGUUGAAGGUUUGUUUCCUGGUGAAGGUCAAAGGGGAGCUGUUGGUGACUAUAACAAUCUUAAAUACCCAAAACUUGGAGAUAUGCUAGAUUAUAUUCUUAAACAACAGCCAGCAUUACUAGAGGCCACAGAAAUGAGGGAGGCAAAGCUUCUU
This is a messenger RNA of Camellia sinensis, 2154 nucleotides long. The record is from RefSeq and is a predicted model, not a curated record. NCBI's taxonomy places the organism in Eukaryota, Viridiplantae, Streptophyta, Magnoliopsida, Ericales, Theaceae.